CCUUCUAGCUCCACGCUUGGGCGUGGGCCUGCGCACCGCUUUCCGGGUCCGAACCGCGCCUUCCCGCCCAAACCUAAACCCCUCCUUCACCUCUCAGUCGGAGCCACGCCACACGACCCGAGCCCGCCUCCGGCGGGCGGAGCUGCACCAGGUGCGGACCCGGGGCGUGGCGGGCGUCCAGGAGCGCCAGGUGCGGCUUCCGUGUCAAGAUGGCCGCCGCCUGCCGCUUCGGAGUGCCCCUCUCGCCCGCCCGCCUUCCCGCGGGGACCCAGCUGCUUCCCGUCUUCCUGUGCCUCCUGUGCUGGGCCCCGGCGGCUGUGAGCGCCGUCCCCGAGCUCGGGCUCUGGGCAGCGACUGUCAGCGACAAAUCAGGACCUCUGAUAUUUAGAAAAACUAUGUUUAACUCUACAGAAAUCAGGUUUUCUGUUAAGUCAUUCAGUUGUUCUGGGCCUGUGAAGCUUACCAUCGAGUGGCAUUUGAAGUAUUAUACCUGUCAAAAUGAAUAUUCUAAGCUGGAGGAGGAACUAUCACAAAAACAUGAACCUAGCGUCGAUGAAGACUUUUGUGGUCAUUAUUUCAAGAAUGCUGAAUGUUGGACAACAAAAUAUGAAAACAUAAAUUGCAACAGUGACUUACAGGUGUUUCCCUCAUUGAAUAAUAAGGAACUAGUUACAAAUAUCAGAAAUGUUUCAAACCAGGAAGGAUCAACGGAUGUAAUAGCCAGAACACAGAGAGAUGGGUUUCAUAUAUUUGUUGUUUCUGUGAAAACGGACAAAACAGAUGCAAGAUGGAAUUUGAAUGUUUCUCUUUCUAUGAUUGGGCCUCAUGGAUAUAUUUCUGCAUCAGAUUGGCCUCUGAUGAUUUUUUACAUGGUGAUGUGUGUCGUUUAUAUUUUAUAUGGCGUACUGUGGCUCAUGUGGUCUGCCUGUUAUUGGAAAGAUAUAUUACGAAUUCAGUUCUGGAUUGCAGCUGUUAUUUUCCUGGGAAUGCUUGAAAAAGCAGUUUUUUAUACUGAAUAUCAAAACAUCAGCAGCACUGGGCUAUCAACCCAAGGUUUAUUGAUAUUUGCAGAGCUGUUAUCUGCGGUUAAGAGGACAUUGGCUCGCCUUCUUGUGAUCAUUGUGAGCUUGGGCUACGGCAUUGUGAAGCCUCGUUUAGGAACAGUCAUGCACCGGGUGGUUGGACUGGGGAUUCUUUACUUUAUCUUCGCGGCUAUUGAAGGCGUGAUGAGAGUUAUUGGGGGUUCUAACCAUUUAGCUGUCAUUUUUGGUGACAUUAUUUUGGCAGUUAUUGACUCCAUUUUUGUAUGGUUCAUAUUUAUAAGUUUGGCACAAACUAUGAAGACUCUAAGGCUAAGAAAGAACACAGUGAAGUUUUCUUUAUACAGGCACUUUACAAAUACUCUGAUCUUUGCCGUUCUGGCUUCUGUAGUGUUUAUGGUGUGGACGACUAAGACAUUUAGAAUUGCAAAAUGUCAAUCAGACUGGAUGGAACGCUGGGUUGAUGAUGCAUUCUGGAGCUUCCUUUUUUCGCUUAUCCUUAUUGUGAUAAUGUUUUUGUGGAGACCAUCUGCAAACAACCAGAGAUAUGCCUUCAUGCCAUUAAUAGAUGAUUCUGAUGACGAAAUUGAAGAAUUCAUGGUGACAUCUGAAAACUUAACUGAAGGAAUAAAAUUAAGAGUCUCAAAAACAGUUUCCAAUGGAACAGCUAAACCUGCUACUUCUGAUAACUUCGAUGAAGAUUUGAAGUGGGUGGAAGAAAAUAUUCCCUCAUCAUUCACAGAUGUAGCUCUUCCAGUGUUAGUGGAUUCAGAUGAGGAAAUCAUGACCAGAUCUGAAAUGGCAGAAAAAAUGUUCUCUUCAGAAAAGAUAAUGUGAUUGAAACCCAUAUAAAUGAAACUCAGUUAACGGUAAAAGACUUCCUCAAGACUGAAAGAGAGCUUUGUUUUGAUCUAGUGCAACAAGUUUUUAUUGUAUUAUCUUGGAAAUCUAUAUAUUAAAAUUAAGAAUUCAGGUGGUAGGAUGGUUCUGCACCCCUUUUAAGCUACUCUUAAACAUCAGCUUAAUGUCCAUCAAAUUGCCUGGAUUCGGAAAUAAUCUAAGAGAAGUAUUAUGAUAAAGAAAUAUGCCUGAAUGCUCUUAGCUGAGAGGAGGCAGGGAUGUGGAUUUGGGCUUUCUCUUUUCUCUGGAAAAUAUGACAGUUCCAGAUUUAAAAAUAUUUUUUACGUAAACACUUCCACCAUUCUUCCAGUCACUAACCUUUGGGGUAGAUUAUGUGAUUCUUCUGACGUGUGGUAAAGCAGCGACUCCAUCUCUUAGGGUUUUAGUUAUUAGAUGCAAUAAUAAUAUUCUUUGACUUUUAUACCGAAAUGAUUUGAUAUUAAGUAAAACUUGAUUAGCCUUAGAACAUAAGCAUGUUUAUAUGGUUAGUUUUGGGGUGUGUGUGUGUGUGUGUGUGUAUGUGUACAUAUGGUCUGCACAAGGUCCUUGUUUGUAAAUAUAUCACCGUGCACAUCAAAUCACAGAGUUAGGUCCUCUCUGAGCUCAGGAGAACACAAGUACGCAGGAAUAAGGUCUUGAGGGUCACUUCCAAGGGUUUGCCCUGCCACUGUCCCCUCAUUCAGGCCGCGUGUUCACGAACUGCUGCUGAAUCUGUGUGGGGCAGGGGGUGGACACAUGGCCACAUGAGGAGUCCUUCCUCUCUGCACACUGGCAGAUUCAUCAGCAGUGACCCUUACAGACAGUAGAACAUCCUUUACAUAAUCUUGGUUUAUUUGAUUUUGUAAUGAAACAUAUAUUUGCCUGUACAGUACAUCAUUGUUAAUCAUGUAAUUAAUUUCUAGACCUUCAACCAUGUUUUAUACAUCAUUUUGUUACAUAUUAUAUAUGUAAUGUAUGAUUUGAAAUUGUUUUGUUUUAAUAUUUUUUUAAAUGCAGAACAUUCUAAACUUGAAAGGUAGUUGAAUGUAGUAUGAUGGAAAUGUGAACGUUUUGCUGCUUUCGUGACCAAAGAUACGGGGCUCGUGGACAUAUAGGAUAGGAAUUAAAGUUAGAAUUUUGCGUAUCUUUCUUUGAUGGAGUUCUAACCUUGUGAAUUGAGAAUGGCUUCAGAGAACUUUGAGAAGCACUUAAAGUUUAACCAGUACAAAGACUCAACUAUAGCCUUUUUUUUUUUUCAUUAUAAAGCCACAAAAUUUUUUUUUCUUUCAAAAGCCUACUUUUUCAAUUUACUUCUCAUUUACUCAUUUCAUGGGGAUUAGUAGGAAAGGUCUCUAGUAGUAAUAUCUACUGAAAGAUACUUUCAGAUUUAUUUUCGAUAGGCAACAGUGAAUGGUUUGGGACAUGCUUCCUUGAAAAAGAGUGUCCAACAGUGUGGGGCCUUUUCCUUUUCUUCUGUUUCUGACACGAAUAUGGGUCCCUACCUACUGCAUUUCCCAGCGUUGUGUCCAUUCUGGUUUUGCUGUUUUACCCCGGGCCCAGUUGCUGCAGGGCUGGAGGCCACCCUGCCUUCUCGGUCCCAACGUGUUUAUCUAAUACCACCCCCAGAUUUAGAGGCAGACCCCCAGCUCAUCAUACGGCUCCAGUUGAGUUUUGAAAUGCAGGGUCCUGGGCUUCCAGCCAGCAGGAACUGCAAGUGCAGUGGAGCAGGAGUGGGGCAUCCAAUGGUGUGAUAAUAAGGGGGACAGCCUCUGGCAUAACCUCAGUAAGUGGGUAUGAAAGCACCGCUUCCUGCACCUGGAAAGAUAAAGGAUGCGAAGUGUAUAGCUCAGCUACAGGCUCAAAUGCAAACUUCCCUCAUCUUCUAGAGAGAACAGGAAUCCCUCCUGACAACCUUAUCAGAAGUGUUUUUCAAAGGGCAUGUAUUCUUGUCACUUGCAGUGACAGUUGUGUAGUCCGUUGCUGUUUAAUGACCUGGAUUGAGUAUUCCUAUGGAGGGCCCUCUUACCCCCUCCUAUAAUCAGAAGGGGGUGCCCUGGGAUUAGAGCUGUAGUUCUUAUGAAGGACACUGGGGAGAAGUUACAGCCAGGUCAUCGUACAGCUCAUCAUCCCCGCUUCAGUGUGAAGUGGUCAGUAUCUGGUCAUCAAAGUUUUUGAGGCUAUCAGACCAGUUUAUUCUUGGAGGCCAAUAAGAUGAAAGGAUCUGAGGAUGAGUCCCGUUUUAUGUGUUUCCAGACAAAGUGCUUACAUGUUCUUAUGCAAGUCAUGUUAGAUUUAUAUGCUGUGCGAAAUUCGCUUCAAAGGGAAUUUUCAUGAUUUAAGUUAGAUUAGGAUUUAAUUAUCUGUUUUAAAGGAUAGUUCAUUUAUUUCAAAAUAAAGAAAAGUAAUGAAUAUAUCCAUUUUUU
Molecule: messenger RNA, 4342 nt
Organism: Hyaena hyaena (striped hyena)
Lineage: Eukaryota; Metazoa; Chordata; Mammalia; Carnivora; Hyaenidae
Gene: TMEM87B
Product: transmembrane protein 87B
Exons: 19
Coding region: 210-1877 (555 amino acids)
Biological process (GO): retrograde transport, endosome to Golgi
Cellular component (GO): Golgi apparatus; membrane
Source: RefSeq, a predicted model, not a curated record